Carassius gibelio (silver crucian carp) is the source of this 833-nucleotide messenger RNA. RefSeq lists its product as uncharacterized. Bases 1 to 804 code for a protein of 267 amino acids. NCBI's taxonomy places the organism in Eukaryota, Metazoa, Chordata, Actinopteri, Cypriniformes, Cyprinidae. The transcript is spliced from 3 exons. The record is from RefSeq and is a predicted model, not a curated record.
AUGACAGGUGACCUACAGGUGUCCAACAUUGAGCCAAUCCUGUCCAAAAUUAUUGGUGCAUGCCACUGUCAGAGACAAAAAGGCAGCAUUCAUAGUGCUUGGCAACGAAGUGGGAUCCAGAUCAAAGAGCAAAAGGUAUGGGAGAAAGUCUCCAGAGAGUGUUUAACUCUUGUGUCACGGGAGGAGCACAAGACAGACACAGUGGGCGUGGCGUCAGGCCUCGGAGAGGCUUUUAUUAACAGAAAUCAUAAAACAAAGGGAAUAAAAGUGGCCAAAAGGGGGAAAGUGUCCAAAAUAACAGGGAAUCUGGUGUCCUCGUCGUGCUGCGGGAUUUGUGUAGGUCGGGCAGUGUUCAUCAAGGAAGGGUCCAGGCAAGGGGCGGAGUCCGGCGGCCGCACGCGCUCCCCUCCUUGGUCCGGGGCGCGAGCGGCCGCGUCUCUCUCGUUGGCCGCGGCGCUGGUAGGGGAUGGACGGCCCGGCAUCCUGGCCCGUCGGCCGUGUAUACGGGUGCGGUUCCCAUCCGGAUCGCGGGUCCGGCAGCUCACGUCUUGGUGGCGCGGGAGUCCCUCAACGCACCCUUCCUGGACCCACGAGGACACCAGUGUGCAUGCACGGGGAAGAGACCGGUCUCCUGAGGAGAGGCGCGUUGGGCUUUUAAACAGCGGCGGUAAUGAGGCUCCACUUCCUUCAGGUGUGCCCCAUCACACGCCGCCGGCCCUGACUCGUCCAGCGCCCCUCCUCUCACACACCCACUCCAGUCGGGAGCCUGGUGAAGGGCGGCGAUUUAGGACGGGGUGCCGGUGAUAAUCAGGGAGGAGGCAGCUGACUCGUCA